Dissoconium aciculare CBS 342.82 is the source of this 891-nucleotide messenger RNA. RefSeq lists its product as uncharacterized. Gene Ontology annotation, cellular component: membrane; microtubule; cytoplasm. Bases 1 to 891 code for a protein of 296 amino acids. NCBI's taxonomy places the organism in Eukaryota, Fungi, Ascomycota, Dothideomycetes, Mycosphaerellales, Dissoconiaceae. The record is from RefSeq and is a predicted model, not a curated record. The transcript has a single exon. Gene Ontology annotation, molecular function: GTP binding; microtubule binding; GTPase activity.
AUGACGCGGAAUGACUCUGUAUCACCCGCAGUGACCAAGCAAGGAUCGCAGCUUCUGCCUAGUUUGUACUCUGACCAGUCGAUCAAACGUCUCAAAGCCAUCUCAUCACUGAGGCGACGUGGGAUCGGGGACUCCGUGGCGCUUCCUCAAAUCAUCGUUUGCGGUGAUCAGUCUGUUGGUAAAAGCUCGGUGCUUGAAGGGAUUACCGGCAUACCUUUUCCUCGACAAGAUGGGCUUUGCACACGAUUUGCAACCGAAAUCAUUCUUGAAGAUGAGGAGGGAGCACUUGACAUGCGCGUCUCCAUCACCCCACACCCAUCUUGUCCGAGCGACAAAAAAGAGACUUUGCUUGCAUUCAGCAGAACAAUGAGCGACCUAGAUGAUCUGCCUGACAUAAUUGAGGAGGCGGGUACAUUGAUGGGUCUGAAAGGAUAUGGCACCCUUUCUGAAGGACCGGCCUUUGGAAAGGACGUGUUGCGCAUUCGUGUCUCAGGACCAACGAACCUGCACUUGAGCGUGGUCGAUUUACCUGGCAUCAUACAGGUGCCAAGCGAAGUGCAGACAGAAGAGGACGUCGAAGCUGUCAAUUGGCUUGUUGACAGCUAUAUGAGCAGCCACAGAUCCAUAAUUUUGGCGGUCGUGCAAGCGGGAAAUGAUAUCUCCAAUCAGCCCGUAAUCAAAAAGAGCAAACACUUUGAUCCGAACGGCCAACGCACGAUUGGAGCUAUCACGAAACCAGACCUGAUAAAUCGUGGCACUGAAGCCAGGAUCGCGUUGCUAUCACGCAACGAGGACACAAUGAAACUACAGCUAGGCUUUUUCCUGCUCAAGAGUCCUGCCCCAGAGGAAAUGGCUAACGUCCCUCCCGGCGUCGCGAGCCACCCUAUGUAA